AUGGAUCUCGUGAACGGUACGACUGCAGGUUCGGGCACGAGCAACGCGAAUAAUAGUCAGCAAAAUGCAGAAGCCAGUAACAAAGUACGCGCCCUCGUGUUUGCUCCCAGCCGCACGCCUGUGGAAGAAGGCCGAUUUUUGUGGGCCGUGCGACAAGACACCAUGCUCACAGUGAUUGAUUUGAAGGGAGGGGGGAGAGGUGCGGGCUAUAAAGUGAUCAGUCGCCGAAAUGAUGUGCAUACAGCUCCUGUCAACUUUCUUUUACGCUACAGAAAUUCAGAAAUCUGGUCGAUUGACGAAAGUGGUGUCAUGUAUGUAUGGGACGUGCUCUCAGCAGAUUAUCACUCGAAUACAAAUCCCUUACUGACAGCGAUGCCACGACGUUAUCUUGUCACCCCACAUGCCGUAGCCGCUACCAUUCAUGGAUCGCAACUAUGGAUGUCUUCCGGUCGAACCUUGGCCGUGCAUCCUAUACCAGCCGCUGGUAGCAGUAACAAUCAUAGCCAUAGCGACGAUGGUUCUUCGACAGUACGUAUACCCAAUGACAUUGGCAAUAUCACUCGACUGUGCACCGUUCCAUACCACACGAAUCGUGUAUUCGCUUCUCAUGACGACGGAAAGAUAAGCAUGUGGGAUACAGAGACCAUGGAACGGUUGAUGAUCGUCGCUGUCUCUUUAUACGGCAUCUCUUCCAUGGUCAGUGUAGGCGAGUAUCAAUUGUGGGCCGGCUACAAUACAGGCAUGAUUUAUGUUUAUGAUACACGUCCCGAAAACUGGUCUGUUUUGAAGGGUUUUAAAGCGCACACAGGAUCUGUGAGUCAAAUGGUGGUAGAUGAAUCCACCUUGGUGUUGGAUGAGCAUCGGGGUCGUUUGCAAGUCGUCACCAGCGAUACACAUGGCUAUGUUGGUGUAUGGGAUGGUUUGCUAACGGAGCACUGGAAAGACACCCACCUUUUGAAACAUCAAGAAGAAUAUUGUAUAUAUGAUGAUGCGCAUGUCAUGAUAUGCUCUUGGAAUAUUGAUGCGAAUAAGCCAGAAAGGAUCACAGGGGAUGAUGAUAGGGCUGUACGUGAAUGGCUAGGUACUAUGGAAGAUCCUGACAUUAUCGUGGUGGGUAUACAAGAAAUUGUGGAUUUAGAAUCAAAAAAGCAAACAGCACGCUCCUUAUUCUUCAAGAAAAAAGUGGAUCCACAUGAAGCGGAAGAAGUAUUGACCCACAGAUACAAGUUAUGGCAUGAUUAUUUGGUUCGCAUGAUCGCUGAAAACUACGGGCGCAACAGAUACACCGUCAUCAAAACUGAUCAACUGGUUGGAUUGUUCAGCUGUAUUUUUGUUCGAACAGCUGAUAUGGAUCGCAUCAUUGACAUUGAUUCAACAUCUGUCAAGACAGGAUUAAAGGUCAUGAAUAAGAGUAUCCAUGGAAACAAAGGUGGCAUUGCGAUCCGUUUCGUCUAUGAUCAUUCUUCGUUAUGUUUUGUGAAUUGUCAUUUGGCAGCGGGCCAAUCUCAUGUCCAGCAACGGAAUGCCGACGCUGAAGGUAUCUUGCAAAGCGCUGCUUUCCCCGCCCAUGAUUAUGCGGACGUGUUUUGCCACGGUGGUGACGGUGCCAUGGUCUUUGAUCAUGAAUAUUGCUUCAUGAGCGGUGACUUUAAUUAUCGUAUCCAAAUGAACCGUAACGAAGUUUUAAAGGCGUUGACGAAUACAGACAAACUGGCCGCCUGGGAAAAGUUGCAAGAGCAGGACCAGCUGUUGAGACAAAAGAGUAAUAAUCCACUCUUUAGACUGCUCAUGUUUCAAGAGUCUCCUAUUCGUUUUGACCCUACCUACAAGUACGAUCCUGGAACCGACUUUUACGAUAGAUCAGAAAAGAAACGUGUGCCAGCUUGGUGUGAUCGAGUCCUUUAUAAAGGUCGCAAAAUCGAAAACCUCUUUUAUCGUCGUUUUGAGGCGCGAUGCUCUGAUCAUCGUCCGAUUGCCGCCGGCUUUAAAAUUAAAACAAAGAUUGCGGAUCCAAACAAGAGAGAUAGACUUAUGCCGAAGGUAGAGGAAGCUUGGAAACAGUAUUUUGAUCGCUACAUCAGAGACAAAAAAGCUAAAUAUGUUGCAGAUUUUGAACGAUGUACAUUGAACGAUGCUUUUCGCUUGCUCGAAGAAUCUGAUUGGGAUGUGAACGAGACUGUCGUGAGACUAUUAGACGGUUCUGAGUGA
Mycotypha africana is the source of this 2208-nucleotide messenger RNA. Its product is annotated as Endonuclease/exonuclease/phosphatase. Gene Ontology annotation, biological process: phosphatidylinositol dephosphorylation. Bases 1 to 2208 code for a protein of 735 amino acids. The transcript is spliced from 3 exons. Gene Ontology annotation, molecular function: protein binding; phosphatidylinositol-4,5-bisphosphate 5-phosphatase activity. Lineage: Eukaryota; Fungi; Mucoromycota; Mucoromycetes; Mucorales; Mycotyphaceae. The record is from RefSeq and is a predicted model, not a curated record.